CCCGCCCAGGAAAAUUGCAGUGUCGGAGUCCAAAAACGAGCCCUCGUCAUCUCUACUCUUUCUCGAAGGAGAAAACGCAGAGGACAAGCGAGGAAACAAAGAUGGAGGAAGAUGAUCAGCAGAAGGUUACAGAUCUAGUGAAGGAGCUUGUUCUCCGUCUCCUCUCUCAAAACCCUCAAACCCCUGGUCCCGAUCCCAAUUCCUCCGCUUUCCUCAAAACCCUUCGCUACGCGUUUCGUAUCCUCUCGAGCCGGCUCACUCCCUCCGUCGCUCCCGACGCCACCGCCAUUGCCGAGUCCCUCAAACGCCGUCUCGCCACCCAUGGUAAGUCCUCCGACGCCCUCGCUUUCGCGGAUCUCUACACCAAGUUCGCGUCGAAGACCGGUCCCGGUAGUGUCGACAACAAGUGGGCCGUGAUUUACUUGCUCAAAAUCGUGUCGGAUGAUCGGAAAUCGGCGAAACUCGGGCUUGAUUCCUCGGUCUUGCUCCCAAAUUUGGGCAUUGGCGAUGCCGAAUCGGGUAAGGAGAAGGAUUGGAGUAAUGGGGUUUUGUUGGUUAGUAAAGACCCUGAGAAUCUGCGGGACAUUGCAUUUAGGGAGUAUGCUAAUUUGGUUAAGGAAGAGAAUGAGGUGACAGAAGAGAUCAUAGUGAGGGAUGUUUUGUAUGCUUGUCAAGGAAUUGAUGGGAAGUACGUGAAAUUCAACAACGAGUUAGAUGGGUUCGCAGUGUUGGACUCGGUUACGGUUCCUCGAGCCACUAGGGUUAUGGUGCGUAAGAUUUGCGAGCUCGGCUGGCUGGUUUAGAAGGUGAAAACGUUCAUUUCCGAGAGUAUGGAUCGGUUUCCAGCCGAAGAUGUAGGAACCGUUGGACAAGCAUUUUGUGCUGCAUUGCAAGAUGAGCUAUCAGAGUAUUACAAGCUAUUGGCUGUGCUCCAAGCACAGGCCAUGAAUCCUAUUCCUCUGGUUUCUGAAUCGGCUAGGUCAAGCAAUUACCUUUCUUUGAGGAGGCUGUCGGUUUGGUUUGCAGAGCCAAUGGUGAAAAUGAGACUGAUGGCUAUUUUGGUCGACAAAUGUAAGGCUUUGAGAGGCGGGGCAAUGGCCGGUGCCAUUCAUUUGCAUGCCCAACACGGCAAUCCACUUGUUCGUGAUUUCAUGAUGAAUUUGCUUCGAUGCGUAUGUUCUCCUUUGCUUGAAAUGGUGAGAAGUUGGGUCUUGGAAGGGGAACUGGAAGAUAUUUUCGGAGAAUUCUUUAUUGUAAGUCAGCCAGUUAAGGUUGAGUCGCUUUGGAGGGAAGGUUAUAAGCUCCACCCAGGAAUGCUGCCAUCCUUUAUUUCACCGAGUCUAGCUCAGAGAAUUCUAAGAACUGGGAAAUCCAUAAAUUUUCUUCGGGUUUGCUGUGAUGAUCACGGGUGGGCUACUGCAGCAUCAGAUGCAGCGGUUGCCUCAGGGACUACAACUGAUCGAGGAGGUCUAGGGUAUGGUGAGACAGAUGCACUUGAACAUCUUGUCACGGAGGCAGCAAAAAGAAUCGACAAGCACCUGUUGGAUGUACUUUACAAGAGAUAUAGAUUUAAGGAACAUUGUCUUGCGAUCAAGCGGUAUUUACUCCUUGGUCAAGGCGAUUUUGUGCAGUAUUUAAUGGAUAUUGUGGGGCCUAAACUUUCUGAACCAGCUAACAGUAUCAGUUCAUUUGAGUUAGCCGGGUUUCUAGAAGCUGCAAUUCGGGCAUCUAAUGCCCAAUAUGAUGAUCGUGACAUUCUAGACAGAUUGAGAGUGAAGAUGAUGCCUCAUGGCACUGGAGAUAGGGGCUGGAGUGUAUUCUCAUUGGAAUAUGAUGCAAGGGUUCCUCUAGAUACCGUGUUCACCGAAUCUGUUAUGUCUAGGUACUUGAGAAUUUUCAAUUUUCUCUGGAAGUUGAAAAGGGUGGAGCAUGCACUUAUUGGUAUUUGGAAGACUAUGAAACCAAAUUGUAUCACCUCUAAUUCGUUUGUUAAGCUCCAAGCAACGGUGAAAUUUCAACUUCUCUCAACCCUGAGACGAUGCCAGGUUCUCUGGAAUGAAAUGAACCAUUUUGUCACCAACUUACAGUACUACAUCAUGUUUGAGGUAUUGGAAGUGUCAUGGUCUGAUUUUUCGAAAGAAAUGGAAGAUGCUAAAGACCUCGAUGAUCUAUUGGCAGCACAUGAGAAGUACCUCAACUCCAUUGUGGAAAAAUCUCUCCUGGGUGAACAGUCACAAACCCUUCGCAAAUCCCUUUUUGUCCUCUUCGAGCUUAUAUUGCGGUUCAGAAGCCAUGCAGAUCGGUUGUAUGAGGGAAUUCAUGAGUUGCAAAUAAGAACCAAAGAAUCGUCGCGGGAAAGGAAUAAAACACAAGAGUCUGGUUCAUGGAUCAGUGAAGGUAGGAAGGCCAUAACACAACGUGCUGGAGAAUUUCUCCAAAGCAUGGCCCAAGACAUGGACGGUAUCGCAAAGGAGUACACAUCAUCACUUGAAGGGUUCCUGUCUCUGUUACCCGUCCACCAAUGUGUCGAUCUCAAGUUCCUCUUUUUCCGGCUUGACUUCACAGAGUUUUACAGCCGGUUGCAUUCUCAAGGGUAGGAAUGUUACCAGAUGAAUCAGUCCAGACAGUGACACAUUCCACAAUUAGCAAGAAUAGACAUGCUCUAUCUGUCACUACUAACUGCUGACUGCAACACUGUUUCAUCAACCAGUUUGAGGGUCUUUUUUUUUCUGGAAUCUAGAUUGUUUUUGAUGGCUUGUUUCAAUCUUUGGGAUUGGAAGCAGUUUCUCGUGUUGGUGGUGAGGUUUGAUAGUUUUAAAUUUGUGCCCUGUAUGAAUCUGAUGUUUACCGAUUUUGUUGUUAUUUUCGAUUGUUGUUUGUGUAAGCUCGGUUCGGAACCGAGCUUGUUGAUCUGUGUGUGGUUGUUUUAUGCCGGGAAGCAAUUGCAUGCGCCUUGACAUCUUUCCACUGA
Messenger RNA from Tarenaya hassleriana, 2971 nucleotides. RefSeq names its product gamma-tubulin complex component 3. Gene Ontology annotation, molecular function: microtubule minus-end binding; gamma-tubulin binding. Gene Ontology annotation, cellular component: centrosome; equatorial microtubule organizing center; gamma-tubulin small complex. The transcript has 3 exons. The record is from RefSeq and is a predicted model, not a curated record. NCBI's taxonomy places the organism in Eukaryota, Viridiplantae, Streptophyta, Magnoliopsida, Brassicales, Cleomaceae. Gene Ontology annotation, biological process: mitotic cell cycle; microtubule nucleation; meiotic cell cycle.